Messenger RNA from Didymella exigua CBS 183.55, 1060 nucleotides. RefSeq lists its product as uncharacterized. The transcript has a single exon. The record is from RefSeq and is a predicted model, not a curated record. Bases 237 to 584 code for a protein of 115 amino acids. NCBI's taxonomy places the organism in Eukaryota, Fungi, Ascomycota, Dothideomycetes, Pleosporales, Didymellaceae.
GCACCACCACGUUCGGCCAUUGACACCUCGCCUCCUUGUCCUCUCCUGUCGCGCAGUACUUCUGACUGACCCAGCACCUCCAGCAGUUGUUCUUGACCGUCUCGUUCCUGCUCGCGCCUCUCGCCCGGGUCAUCGCCAUCCGGAAGUCGUCCAGCUCUCUCCCCGUCACGCCCCGGUGCGCUGCGCACUGCAUCGUCCUGUGCUGACGCCACUCCUCGCUGCCCGCCUCGUCCAUCAUGCAGCACGCCACGCACCCAGCCCGCAGCUCGUUGAACAGCUGCUCCACCUGCCCCCAUUCGCGCCCGUGCCUCUGCUGCUCGUCCAGCCACGGCCGGACCCCGUCUCCGCACCGGUCGCAGCCAGCCGCUCCCUCCAAGUCGCUGCAGCUCACCCCGAUCCGGUCCAUGUACCGACUCAUCAGCAGCCGCCGACAGCCGCUGCCGACAAUGAAAAGCCCCAUCGCCGACACGUCGAUGUUGUCCGACUGCACCGCCAGCGUCUGCUCCACCUCGCCGUGCCCCACCAGUAUCACCGAAUCCACCGCCUCGCCUGCUCUCCCGCCUCGCCCGCUCUCCUGCGCGUAGUCGAUCAUGCUCCACGGCAUGCCCACGUGCAAGAUGUACACAAUCCCCGGGUAGUCUACGCCGGUGCCCAGCGCCGACGUUGCCACCAUCAGCCCGCCCUCUUGCUCCCACCUCUCAAGCUUCUCCGCUUUUUCCUCGUCCUCGACACCUGCGUGAUAAAACGCACAGCCAAGCGCGGCUGCCAUGUCCUCGCACAGCGCCUUGCUCCGGCAGUACACAACCCCCUUUAGCCCACGCUCCUGCAGCUGUGCCUGACGCCGCAAGCCGAUCGUCACAGCCAUCUCUUCCUUCUGCUCCGGCUCGCACCACGAGACGAAAUAGCGCGUGUUCGGCCGCACGGUGCUCGCCCGUAUGUACGUUGCGUUGUGUAUGAGCAUGCUCGACUCCAGCGCGUGCUCCCACACCGGCGGCAAUGUCGCUGUCAUGAGCACGAUUGGGCAGCCAAGCAGCCGCAAGUUCUUCAGCAGCGCCAGCUU